AUGGCCAAUCCUUCUUCGGUCGCGAGGAAUGACUUUUUCAAACAGCUCAAACCGCGAUGCGUCUCCAUCAACAACCUGGCUGUUCGCGAACGAGACAAAAAGGCGAGCGCCAAAGACCUGAUCAAAGUGACCGAUGACCUCUCUGCGCUGUUGGACCGCCAGGUCGCCCAAGAUGCAUCGGUCCUGGAUGAGAAGCUGGCCGACUACAUCUUCUUCCCGCUCUCCAACAUCCUGCGCGCCCAGCAGGAGUAUCCCAUCCGCCUGACAGAGGUCACCAUCAAAUGUCUGAGGGUCUUGAUUGAGUAUGGCUGGAAGAGCAAGAUCCCGAAAGAGCUCGCGCAGCAGCUUCUCAUCUUGCUGACCUUCAUCAUCGGCGGUGUACCUGGCCAGGAGAGAAAGGAUCGCAUCCCCGAAGAGACCGAACUGGAAGCCUUCAAGGCUCUCAUCGCCUUGACCAAAGCUUCAGGCUCGUCGCUUGCAGGCGCUGCAGGUUUGAUGGAGACCAAUGCCAUUCCCGCUCUGGGCCAUGCCAUUACGGUCGUAUUGGAGGGGGUCACGGACGGCAGGACGCCUGAUCUCCAGCUUGAGGCACUGAACGCCCUGAAUGCUAUAUACACAGCAGUCAAGGACCAGACAGCAUUGGCUACGUUCCUGCCUGGAAUAGUGUCUUCUCUAAGCAGACUGCUGACACCGCCAACCGCCCUGAAGACCCAGAAGCGGAUUCUCAUACGGGGGUUGACUGCCCUUAAAGAUGUACUCACGAGGGUUCUGGGAGAUAUCAAGACCAUGGCCAUCCUCAAUAAGCCGCCCGGAGACAAGACUGAGAAGGCCACCGAGGGCAAGGUACUCACACCUUCGUGGUUGAAGGCCACUGUGGCCAAAGUGAAGCUUGCUCUUGCGAGUGUGCUGAAACUGCGGUGUCACACCUCGGAAGAUGUGCAGUGCGCUUUGGAGCGACUGUGUAUUACGCUCUUGGAUGAAUGCCACCGAUCACUGUCUGAGUGUGCUUCGAUUCUGGUCGAGACGGCAAUGAUCCUGGCUAGCGACGAAGACGAAAAGUCCUCACUCGAGACUAGUCUGACCGAUCUGGCCAGGAUCUAUCCAGAACUGGGAGACACAAUCAAGAAUACAAUAUUCAAUUGGGUCACCAGCCUGCCGCGGAUCGUGCAAUCGAGCGAUGAGAAGGUCAAGCAGCAGGCCAUUCGAAACCUCGUGAAAGGCCAACACUUCAUCACCACUCUUCAAAUCGAUUCAUCUAUCCUGGGUGACUCGAUGGCUGCAUCAUUGAGGGACAGCACAACGGCACUUGUCAUGGCAACCAAGCCAGGGGGAGGUGUCAUGUCCGAGAUGCCCUCAAACGCAAUUGAGUUGAAAAACAUGGACAUGGCUGCACGCGACCAAGGCAACUCGUUCCGGCCUGUCCUGAUCGCCCAGGAGACAGAACGCUCUACACGGUCAGCACUCCUCGACUUCAUCUCGAAGUAUGGACCUACUACACAACAAGUCAAACUUGCGAGCGACAUGCUCAAUUAUGUACGUGAGUCGAGUGGCCCAAGCCAGAUAGCUUCGUACUGGCUAGCAUUUGAGCUCGUCAAGGCCACCUGGUCCCAAUCCUCAGACCUGGAUGAUUUUCUCGAUCUGAGUUCCGCUGCAGACGCCUCAGAUGGGAGCGAAUCUGUCUUUCAGGAGCUCUAUUCCUUCUCUGUUGCCAUACUGGACUCGCAAGCUGAGGCAGAGGAAGUGGACUGGCGAAUGCAGGCUCUGGCCUUGGAGGUCACGACCUUUGCUGCAGUGAGGAUGCAAGAAAGCUUCCGCCCGGAACUCAUAGACGUGCUAUAUCCCAUAGCAACGUUUUUGGGUUCCGACGUUCCUCAGGUGCGAGAGCACGCGAUUAUCAGUCUCAACAGCAUAUCAGCCUCCUGCGGCUAUUCCAACGUCACGGACCUCAUUAUUGACAACGUCGACUAUAUGGUGAACUCUGUGUCGUUACGUCUGAAUACCUUCGACAUAUCACCAGCAUCCACCCAAGUCCUGCGCAUGAUGAUCAGGCUCACAGGUCCAAAGCUGAUACCCUAUCUCGACGACGUUGUGGCAUCCAUCUUCGCAGCACUCGACAACUACCAUGGAUACACCUUGUUCGUCGAGAAUCUGUUCGGUGUGCUCAACGAGGUCGUGCAACAAGGCACCAAGUCUGAGAACCUACUCGUUGAGGACGCCAAAUCAUCCAAGGUCGACCACAGAAAGACCAUGUCAAAGCUAGCCACUACCGAGGAUCUCAGCGAGAUCCUAGACAACCGGGCGGAACGCCAGAAGAAACGACGACAAGAAGACCUGGAGCGCGAAGCAGAGGUCGAGAAGCACCCGCAGAGGCCGUGGAAAGUGCCCAGGACGACAGAAGUUUUAGAAGAAGGGGGAGACGACGAGCCCAGCACCGAGGCCGAGAAGCCGCCGCCACCCAAGACUCCCACAUUCAAACUGCUCUCCCGCAUCACGGACCUAACGCAGCACUAUCUCACCUCGCCCACCCCCACGCUUCGCAAAUCCCUCCUCGACCUUCUCGCCACCGUCUGUCCCGCGCUGUCCCCCGACGAGGACGCGUUCCUGCCCCUCGUCAACUCGAUCUGGCCAGUCCUCGUCGAGCGGCUCUACGACCCCAAGACCUUCGUCGUGGUCGCGGCCUGCGAGGCGCUCUCGGCGCUCUGCGAGAGCGCUGGCGACUUCCUCAACACGCGCAUCAAGGACGAGUGGUCCGACAACCUGGGCAAGUGGUGCCGCAGGACGAAGGCGGAGGCCACGGCGGCCCGGUCGCGCGGGAAGGGGACGGGUAGAGCUCCGAUUGGUAUUGGUGGAGAGGGCAAGGGGCUGCUCAUCCCGAUCCGCUCGCGUGACGGCGGGCUCGAGGGCAUGGAGUUCUCCUCCCGGGCUACUGUCGAGGGAGCCCCCACGAGCGCGGGCGCAGGCGGGAACGGGAGCACCAGCACCGGGCUCGGCAGGUUCACGCAGGCGGCGCAGGCGUGGGAGGCGGUGCAGGGCCUGCUGAUCGCGCUCGUGUCCCACGUCCAGGUCGACGACGACGUUUUCGACCAGAUCCUGCUGCUGCUGGCGGACUCGCUGGCCUCGAACGCCGAGGCGCGGGGCGCGCUGGAGGCGGUCGAUCCGGAUGCGGUCUGGUUGGCGAUGUAUGAGCGGGGGAUGCUGGGACCGACGGAGGUGGCGGGGCGGAGGCCGGUGAUGGAGGGCGUGAGGUUCGUGGAGGUCUAA
Messenger RNA from Anthostomella pinea, 3261 nucleotides. The record is from the annotation of a GenBank genome assembly. NCBI's taxonomy places the organism in Eukaryota, Fungi, Ascomycota, Sordariomycetes, Xylariales, Xylariaceae.